GCAGAGGAGGACGGGAUGAACGCAUCGGACAAUGUUUACAUGGUCAUCUACAUCCGACAGCUAGUUUUGACAGCCUUCCCGGACAAUGACCUGACCACGUCUAACUCCGCAAUCGAGGCUCGUCUCAAGACUGAGGUGGAGGAAGAGGACGAGUUGCUUCUUGCCAAGAAGAAAGCUGCUCACCAUAAUUUUAUCCAGCGUUACAACCUGAUUAAUCUUGUAGCAUCCACGCCUAAAAUUGGUCCAGUGCGAGACUACUACUUCUUCUCAAACUGUUGGAUUCGUGAAUUUUUAAGAAGCAUUGACUUUCCAGGAGACCUGAUUCCUGUCAACAAUCAGAGCAUCAUGUGUGUUCAUGGGAAGGUCGCUCCUCCUAAACCCAAUCCAACCACCGUGGCGUAUAGGGUCGUCCCCCCAAAAAUUGCUGCGAAAAUCUACGAAGUUUUUGGUGGUGGACCAGAUUUACUUGUUGGUCGAAACCUUUGCCGACCGUGCGUGGACCUCAUGAGAAAAAAGUUAGCCGAACAACAAAGAAAAUCGGACGAGUUGGAGCAAAUGGACACAGACGUUGAAAUUGAAGGCAUUUCUAAUGAUAAGAAAGACCAAGAGUUUUCCAUCAACGUACGCUUGGCAAAGGUGGCUGGAGGAGAUAAUAAAAAGCCUCGCCAAAAUGGGAGUCCUCUUCUCGUCGAGGGCGGCAGGACGCUUCAAUGGCUGGUGUACCAGCUCGGUCUAAUUCUGGACAGAAGCUGGCAAGAAAUUUCGAUCGAGUUCAACGGGGUGAAGCUGCUAGACCUGGACAAGUCAAUUUCCGAUCAUGGAAUUAUACCUGACGCUGAAAUUCAAGUCUGGACUCCUGACAUGGACCAUUAUGACGACCAAUAAUUGCCCUAGGAAUAAAUUGCAUGCUUUAGAAAUAUAAAAAAAUGUAUACGCUUCAAAAAUUGCAUACAUAAAUAGCCAAAGAUUUGGCGACAUGUAUGACGUCA
Molecule: messenger RNA, 989 nt
Organism: Folsomia candida
Lineage: Eukaryota; Metazoa; Arthropoda; Collembola; Entomobryomorpha; Isotomidae
Exons: 3
Coding region: 16-885 (289 amino acids)
Source: RefSeq, a predicted model, not a curated record